This is a messenger RNA of Jaculus jaculus (lesser Egyptian jerboa), 2885 nucleotides long. RefSeq names its product MUS81 structure-specific endonuclease subunit (gene Mus81). The record is from RefSeq and is a predicted model, not a curated record. The transcript is spliced from 18 exons. Lineage: Eukaryota; Metazoa; Chordata; Mammalia; Rodentia; Dipodidae. Gene Ontology annotation, biological process: DNA catabolic process; double-strand break repair via break-induced replication; mitotic intra-S DNA damage checkpoint signaling. Gene Ontology annotation, molecular function: crossover junction DNA endonuclease activity; DNA binding; 3'-flap endonuclease activity. The coding region runs from base 730 to 2412 and encodes 560 amino acids. Gene Ontology annotation, cellular component: Holliday junction resolvase complex; nucleus.
ACAGAGAGACAGAUUGGGAUGGGGGGCUACGACCUAGGCGGAGUCUGAAGGGGCAGCCCUGGAAUGGAGAUCUGCUCCCCGCGACUUCCGCCAUGACAGCCGAGGCGUUUGCGUCUACAAUCCUUGGAGACCCCUGCACCCUACUCAUCUAUACGUAUCCCUCAACCUGAGACCCCUCUGUAGGGUUUUUGCCCUCAACUUCCCCGGGGAUUCUCCACUAUCAGUGAACCAGAAAAAUAACUACAUCUCUACUAGCCUGCUCCCUAAGAUCAAACAACGUGCUCACCUCGGGGCUCCGCUCCGACCAGUACGCUCAGCACCUCUUAGCGCUGCUUAUCCUCCGCACCUACCCUCUGUGUAUAUCCUUCGUGACAUCACCCCAUAAGCCUCUGUUGCUGCUCACCGUUUUCUUCAAGGUUCUUUUGGUACUACUGCCGUAUCUUUUUUGUUGUUGUUGGUUUUUCAAGGUUUCUCUGCUGCAAGUGAACGUGAAACUGACAACCUUUAAACCUUGGGCCGAGCAAAGCUCAGAUUUCCAAGCGCCGCCCAGCCCAGCCCUCCAGGUCGCGAGAGGCGCUGUCCGCUUUCUCAUUCCCCUGGCACGUGGACGUCCCGGCUCUCUAAUCUUGGGGUGAGAGGAAGAGGCAAGCCCACACUUCCGUGGCCUGGAUUGGGCGUGUCCAAAAGUCUCACGGGCCUGAGACGCCGGGAAGACCCACCCUGGGGCUCAUGGCGGCGCCGGUCCGCCUGGGCCGGAAGCGCCCACUCCCACUUUGCCCAAACCCGCUCUUCGUGCGUUGGUUGACCGAGUGCCGGGACGAGGCGGCCAGCAGGGGGCGCCACACGCGAUUUGUGUUUCAGAAGGCGCUGCGUUCCCUCAAGCGGUACCCUCUGCCCCUGCGCAGCGGGAAGGAAGCAAAGAUCCUUCAGCAUUUCGGAGACCGUCUCUGCCGGAUGCUGGACGAGCGGCUGCAGCAGCACCGAGCAUCAGGCGGUGAUCAUGCUCCCAAACCACCAUCUAGAGAGAAGAGUCCAGCCCAGGAAGGACCACCUGCCCAAGUCCAGGACUCUUCCAUGUCGGUUCCUAUUCAGCCCCAAGCAGGAGGCUGUAGUGGCUACUGGCCGGCUCGGAACUCGGGAGCCCGAGUGAUCCUGCUGCAGCUCUAUGAGGAGCACCUGAUGAGUGCUGCUGGCUGCAUUCAGAAUCUUGACGGCCACAGCUUCUUAACCAAGGAGGAGCUGCUGCAGAAGUGUGCUGUGAAGGCCCCCAAGAUAGUCCCUGGGAAUGCUCGACCCUGGCCUGCCCUCCGUGGUCUCCUCCACAGGAACCUGGUCCUCAGAACACACCAGCCAGCCAGGUACUCUCUGACCCCAGAGGGCCUGGUACUAGCCCAGAAGUUGGCUGAGUCAGAAGGCCUGAGCACUCUGAAUACUGGCAUUGGGCCCAGGGAGCCCCAUGGGGAGGAGUCAUCAGUGCCACAAGCAGCCUCAGUUGAGAUUGGUGCCAGCGAAGGUGAUAUCCAGCAGCCACCACUCUUACUGGAGCCUGGAGAGUACAGAGUGCUGUUGUGUGUGGACAUUGGUGAAACCAGGGGAGCAGGACACAGGCCAGAGCUGCUUCGAGAGCUACAGCGGCUGCAUGUGACCCACACAGUGCGCAAACUGCAUGUUGGGGACUUCGUGUGGGUGGCACAAGAGAUCAGACCCAGAGACCCAGCAAGACCUGGAGAGUUAGUCCUGGACCACAUCGUGGAGCGCAAGCGACUGGACGACCUGUGCAGCAGCAUCAUUGAUGGCCGCUUCCGGGAGCAAAAGUUCCGCCUGAAACGCUGCGGCCUGGGGCACCUGGUGUACCUGGUGGAAGAACAUGGCUCAGUCCACAACCUUAGCCUUCCUGAGAGCACACUGCUGCAGGCUGUCACAAAUACCCAGGUCAUUGACGGCUUCUUUGUGAAGCGCACCAUGGACAUUAAGGAGUCAGCCGCCUACCUAGCCCUUUUGACGAAGGGCCUCGAGAGACUCUACCAGGGCUGUACCCUGCGCAGCCGCCCUUGGGGAACCCCAGGGAAUCCUGAAUCAGGGUCAAGGCCCUCUUCAAACCCUCUCUGCUCACUGCUCACCUUCAGUGAUUUCAACACAGGAGCCAUGAAGAACAAGGCCCAAUCUGUUCAAGAAGUGUUUGCCAGGCAGCUGAUGCAGGUGCGUGGACUGAGUGGGGAGAAGGCAGCCGCCCUGCUGGAUCGAUACAGCACCCCUGCCAGCCUCCUGGCUGCCUAUGAUGCCUGUGCCACCCCCAAGGAGCAGGAGAUGUUGCUGAGCACUGUCAAGUGUGGGCGUCUGCAGAGGAAUCUGGGACCAGCCCUGAGCAGGACCUUGUCCCAGCUCUAUUGCAGUUACAGCCCCCUGACUUGAGCUACCCCAGGAGAUAAGCCCCAGCACCCAUCUUUCCCUCUACCCACGCUAGCCAGCCUUUUAAAAAAAUUGUUUUUAUUAUUAUUAUUUUGUUUUUUUCGAAGUAGGGUUUCACUCUAGCCCAGCUGAUCUGGAACUCACUAUGUAGUCUCAGGGUGGCCUCGAACUCACAGUGAUACUCCUCCUACCUUUGUCUCCCAAGUGCUGGGAUUAAAGGUGUGUGCCACCACACCUGGCUAGUCAGCCUUUUAAUAGAUCUUUAAGGAUAUAGGCAGGUGCCUUAACUGCUGAGACAUCUCUCUUACCCCUAGGGUUAUAAUAAAUAUCUAAGACUGGAAAGAUGGUUCAGGGGUUAAAGCACUUGCCUGCAAAGCCUAACAACAUGAAUUUGAUUCCCCAGUAUCCACAAAAGGCCAAAUGCACAAAGUGGCAUCUGGAGUUUGUUUGCAGUAGCUAGAGGCCCUGGCAUGCCU